GCUAGAGGCAUUGUUAUAGAGAGGUGAGUUUUUUUUUUUUUUUUUUUCCUGCGGGUAGCGCCAAUCCAAGACAGGUUUUCUCCUCCUCCCCCCCUCUCUCUCUUCCCCUUUCCUUUUCAACUCCCUGCUUGGCUUUUGACCGGCUGAAGGGCCAGCGUUUUGGAGCGUCAGCUGCACACCGUCAAGAUGGGGGCAGAUAGGAGGAGCAACUUGAAGAACCAGCUUUUUGGCGCGUCCGAUUCCGAGGAGGAUUCGGAGGACGACCAUCCCGUCUCAGAACAGGAGGAGGCUGAAGAGGUAGAGGAAGAACUUGGCAGUGAGGGGGGAAUGGAGGGCAGUGGUGAAGAUGGAUACGGAGACGAGCAUGAGGAAGCAAUCGAACCACAAGAAGAUGAAGACAGAGAAGGGCAGGAGGAAGAAGAAGAGGAGGAGGAGGAGCUGGAGAAUGAACAGGAGCAGGAAGAUGAAGUCCGCAGUGAAGGACGACGAUAUGUCCACAGGCGGGACGGCCAUGGCCAAGGGGCUGGCAGCGACGAAGAGGAUACCCACGAACCGCACGACCAGGAAGAGGAGGUGGGAGAGGAGGUGGAAGAGGAGGAUCGUGAGAACGUCCAGGAUGAGAGAGAAGGUGGAGAUGAGAGAGAGGAGGCUGAUGUGGAACGUGAUGGAGACGACGAAGAUGAGCGCUUUGACGAGGUGGAGCCCGAAGCUGAGGCCGAAGCUGAGGCUGAAGCUGAGCCACAGAGCCGUAGACAAUAUAGGGUCGAUGAUGGGGAUCAGGAAGAGGAAGAGGUGUACAGAUCAGGAGGAGUGAGAUUGCGGAGACGUCGAAGAGUAGAAGAGGAGGAUGAGGAAGAGGAAGAGGAGCCGCCGCAUGAGGCUGAGGAAGACGAAGAACGGUAUGCAGAGAGAGAUCGCGAUGGUGACGAAGAUGGCGAGGGCCAGAGAGGCAUGGAGGAAGAAGGUCAGAGGGAGAGGGAAGAGGGAGACGAAAGGGAGGAAGAGGAGGUGGUUGGUGAACGAGAGGAACAUCAGGAGGAGGAGGAGGAAGACGACCAUUUGCGCACGGAACGGACUGGCAAAGCACGUCCUCGUGCAGAUCUCUUUGGUGAAUCGGACGACGAAGAAGAAGAUGAGCAACCACAACAGAGAAGGGAGAAGAAGGAGAAGGAGGAGCUCCUCAAGAAAGCGAAGUUGAAGGCGAUAGCGGAGGAGCAGGCGGCGAAGAAGAAGAAGUUGGAGGAGGAGAUGAUCAGAUUGCAACAGGAGGAAGAAGAAAAAAGAAGGGCUGCCGAAGAAGCAGCAGCAGAGGAGGAGGAAGAAGAAGAGCCCCUAGAAAGGAGGCGUAGGGAAGAACGGGGAGAAAGUAGUGGCACAAAGUUAGAAGAUAAGUGGAUGGAGAAGAAGAUUAGCGAGUUGGUGGCUAAUUUAUCGCUAGGAGACGACGAAGGGGCACUGUUAUGUUUCUCGAAGAUCGAUUUGAAGUAUGGAUAUCAUCAGAUAGAGGUCCAUCCUGAUGACCAGUACAAGACUGCGUUCCGAACUAGAUAUGGGCACUACGAGUUCAUAGUGAUGCCCUUUGGACUAACCAACGCGCCUGCCACGUUCCAACGUUGUAUGAAUGAUUUGUUUAGGCCUUGGUUAGAUAGAUUUGUUGUAGUGUACCUAGACAAUAUAUUAGUAUUCAGUAGGACCCUCCAAGAGCAUCAAGGUCAUUUGAGGCAAGUCUUGGAGAAGUUGAGAGAUGCUAACUUCAAGAUCAAUGCGAAGAAGUGCGAGUGGGCCAAAACACAAGUCUUGUACUUGGGCCACGUUUUAGACGGGGAUGGCAUUAAGCCUGAGGACAACAAGAUAGCGACGAUUAGAGAUUGGCCGAUGCCCCGCACAUUGACUGAGUUGCGGUCGUUCCUAGGCCGAGCUAAUUACUAUAGGAAGUUCGUGAGGAACUUCUCGACUAUCGCCGCUCCCCUUCGCAGAUUGCUCAAGAAAGAGGCGAUCUGGCAGUGGGAUAAAGAUUGUACGUCUGCGCUGAAGAAAUUAAAGCGCGCAUCAAUAGAGUACCCUGUCCUCAAAGUAGCAGUUCCGUCUUUGCCAUUUGUCGUCACCACGGACGUGAGUCAGUAUGGUAUAGGCGCCUUGUUACAGCAGGACGAGAGAGAAUUGUCGUCACCACGGACGUGAGUCAGUAUGGUAUAGGCACCGUGAGUCAGUAUGCUACAGACCCAUAGAGUUCAUGUCAACGAGGAUGCCCUCAGAAAAGGUAGCUACCUCGACGUAUGAGAGAGAAUUCUACGCUCGCAGGCAGGCCUUAGAGCACUGGAAGCAUUACCUGCUUGGGAGGCACUUCAAGGUGUAUUCAGACCACGAGACACUUAGGUGGUUGAAGACAGGCCAAAAUGACACCUAAGUUGACUAGGUGGGCCGCUGAGAUAGACCAGUACGACUUUGAGCUCAAGCUUGUUAAAGGAAAGUACAAUGUAGUUGCGGACGCUC
Chara braunii is the source of this 2493-nucleotide messenger RNA. The record is from the annotation of a GenBank genome assembly. NCBI's taxonomy places the organism in Eukaryota, Viridiplantae, Streptophyta, Charophyceae, Charales, Characeae.